Molecule: messenger RNA, 848 nt
Organism: Anoplophora glabripennis (Asian longhorned beetle)
Lineage: Eukaryota; Metazoa; Arthropoda; Insecta; Coleoptera; Cerambycidae
Exons: 5
Coding region: 2-841 (279 amino acids)
Biological process (GO): regulation of transcription by RNA polymerase II
Cellular component (GO): transcription regulator complex; nucleus
Source: RefSeq, a predicted model, not a curated record
AAUGGAAGUGAAUUACAAGUGUGGCUACUGUGGUUGGUUAUUAAAUAACUAUUGCCAAAAUUACUGGGACCACAAAUGUUUCACCGAUUUCAAUGAAAGAAGGCAUGAUCUCGUUAGUGAUCCUAAUAAUGUACUGACUGUAGUGGAAAAGCCGAGGGAAAUGCUAAAUAACUGUGAAACCGAAUGUGAAACGGAUUCACAGGAAGAACUAGAAUUGGGUUCCAACUUCGAUGAAGCAAUAAUUGCAAUGGUGGCAGAAAGAAGGGCUUUGUAUGAUUUCAAGUUGCCUUUAAAUCAAAGAACUAAAGCCAAAAAAGAAGAUCUCUGGAAAGAAAUUUCCAAUAACCUGGGAGGUGUGGGUAUUUUGCAAAUCAAACAACGCUGGAAAUAUUUGCGUGAUUCCUUUGUCAGGGCAAAAAAAAAAGUGAAAGAGUACAGACCAAGUGGAUCAGCAGGAGUUUUACCUGUCGAUCCAAAAUUUAAGCAUUAUGAUCUCAUGCAGUUUCUUGAUGAUGAUGCAGCACAUAAUAAGACUUACAGCUCAGUGCCUUCUGUACUACAACCACAAGCAUCAUUGACAACUAAUAAUACCGAAGAUAUGUUAAAUCACAGUUCAAGUUCUUCAACAUCAGCAAAAAAGAGAAAAGCUGAAGAAUCUGAAAUAAAUGCCAAAGUACUUGAGAUUUUUUCCGAGGCAGUUACAUCGCCCAAACAAAUGUCAGGACUAGAUGGAUUUCUGAUAAGCUUGGGAGAGGCUUUAGGAAAAUUACCAUAUAGAAAAAGAGCUCAGCUUGAGAUAACAUUUUUACAGAUGGCUUUUGAUGCGGAAAAUGAUAAUUAAAUGUAUU